AUGUCCCUCGAGCGCCUCCCCGUCGAACUGAUCUGGAUGAUCGCCGAUGAAACCGACUCGAAAGCCGAUGUGCUCGCCCUGGCAAUGACCUCCAAGCGCCUGAGCUCCAUCCUAAUCCGCCGCCUCAUCAAACUCAACAUCAAGUCCCACCAUAGCAGCGGUCUCGCCUGGGCCGUCAUGCAUAACAACCUCGCCCUUGCAAAGACCUACCUCGACUCCGGGGCAAAGCAGCAAAUUAACGACGAGGUCGUAGUUUGGAAGUGCCAGCGCCGCCGCUGCCGCGAGUAUACACUCCGCGAGCAUUGUCCCAAAUGCUUCAACCGGAAGCGGCGGACACGCAAAGCCACCUGCAAAAAGCCUCUCCAGUGGGCCGUGAAGCGGGGAUGUCGGACGCUCCCUGCCUUGGUGCCUCAGGCAUCCACGCUUACCCGUUUGGGACUAGCUGCACCUAGAGCGAAAGCCUCCUAG
Messenger RNA from Aspergillus mulundensis, 468 nucleotides. RefSeq lists its product as uncharacterized. Bases 1 to 468 code for a protein of 155 amino acids. The transcript is spliced from 2 exons. The record is from RefSeq and is a predicted model, not a curated record. Lineage: Eukaryota; Fungi; Ascomycota; Eurotiomycetes; Eurotiales; Aspergillaceae.